AUGGCAGAUAUUCCCAAUUCUGAGAAGCGUCUACGCGAGCGCCUCGAGCAAGCACUCCAAGAAAACUGGCGCCGGCUGACUGUACCCCGCUCUGAAUCUAGAAGCCGUCCACGACACAGCUCCUUCAGCCAAGGCAGGCCGCGCGAGAGGAGGGCCAGCGCGCAUUCUCUCGACCUCGAGAGGCCAGACAACAUCGCAACUAUACACAGAGCACAAUCCCUCAGCAAAAUGGCCACACUAUCAUUAAAAAUCUCGUUGGAAGGCGGCAAAGUUGUCAAAACCAUUCAGUUCGACCCUUCCACGACAGUGUACGACGCGUGCCGCAUCAUCCGUGAAAAAAUACUUGAAGCUAGCUCUAGUGACCCAAAAGAAUACGGACUCUUCUUGGCAUCGGAGGAAGAUAAUAAAAAAGGAAUAUGGCUGGAAGCGUCACGGAGCCUCGACUAUUACAUGCUGCGCAAUGGAGAUCUACUGGAAUACAACAAGAAGAUGCGAAAUUUACGUGUCAGGAUGCUUGACGGAACUGUAAAAACACUUCUGGUGGACGACAGUCAGAUCGUAGCAAAUCUGAUGGUGGUAAUAUGUACCAAAAUCGGCAUUACCAAUUACGACGAAUAUGGACUGGUUCGCGAAGAACAAAAAGAAGAAGUAGAUCCCUGUGAAAAACCUAACUAUGGAACACUAACCCUGAAACGGAAGCAUCAGGAAAAGGAGCGCGACACUAAAAUGGAGCAGCUCAGGAAGAAACUGAGAACAGAUGAUGAAGUGAACUGGGUGGAGCCGUCCAAAACUCUACGCGAGCAGGGUGUAGAAGCCACUGAAACUCUUCUGCUACGCCGUAAGCUUUUCUACUCGGACCGCAACGUAGACUCGCGCGACCCCGUGCAGCUGAACUUGCUGUACGUGCAGGCGCGCGACGCGAUCCUCGCCGGCACGCACCCCAUCACGCAGGAUAAAGCCUGUGAGUUUGCCGGAAUACAAUGUCAAAUUCAGUUCGGCGAUCACAAGGAGGAUAAACACACGCCAGGCUUCUUAGACCUCAAGGAGUUUCUGCCCGCGUCUUACGUAAAAGUCAAAGGCAUAGAGAAGAAAAUAUUCAAAGAGCACCGCAAACACAUUGGCUUGAGUGAAUUGGACGCUAAAGUGCUCUACACUAAAAGCGCGAGAGACUUGAAGACCUAUGGUGUUGCGUUCUUCCUGGUCAAGGAAAAAAUGAAAGGCAAAAAUAAAUUGGUCCACGUCUUCUUGGUGUCACGAAAGAUUCCGUGCUACGUCUGGACGAGAAAACGAAAGAGAUUCUUCAGACUUGGCCGCUGA
Molecule: messenger RNA, 1317 nt
Organism: Parnassius apollo (apollo)
Lineage: Eukaryota; Metazoa; Arthropoda; Insecta; Lepidoptera; Papilionidae
Source: the annotation of a GenBank genome assembly